CAAAUAUGAAAUGAUGCGCGAGCCCGGGGUAUGGGGUUAGGGUUAUGCCGACAUUAAUAUUAUUAUUUUCGCCAGUCCUUGCUUCAUGCCUCUCGACGGACACAGUUACCUGACCUCAUACGGAUGGUCAGGCAAAGGCACGGGCCUUCGCACGGGCGCGAUUGACAGGCCCCUCGCGAUCCCCCCAAAACGAAACCUCGCCGGCGUAGGCAAGGACCGCGACGAAGCGUUCCCCUUCUGGGAUCAUUUAUAUUCAGCUGCUACAAAAGCUAUUACAAUCAAAAUAGCGGAUGAUGAUGAUGAUGACGAGGACGAAGAUAAAAACGAGGAUUCGUCAGGGUCUACGACCCUCCAACUAAAACGAACCACGACGGGCAUCAUCUCAAAUAGAAGACCAUCGUCGGGUACACCUGCAUCCGGAACAUCUACCCCAGACUCAGACGCUUACCCACGCGCCUCUAUAAUUGCCAUUGCAAAACGUGAAGCUGCAAGGAAGGGCUUAUACUCUCGAUUUUUCCGCGGACCAAUAUUGGGACCUGAUGAUCCUAGUAAUCUGUCGUCAUCCUCCGCGUCGUCCCCCAUGCAUUCUGCCGAUCCUACCCCCGAAAGAGAUAUCGCUCCUCAGACUGUCGCCCCAAGCGAAAAGGAAAGUACAAAGCGGAAAUCAUCUGAGCUUCUCGAGACUCGAGAGCAGCGGAGAGAAAGAAACCGACUAAAAAGGGAGAAGAAGGAAAAGAAAGCAGCAAAAGCUGAGAAAGAAAAGAAUGCACUACGUAACCUUGAGUCCAAGGACGAUCGCAGGGCGCGCAAGGAAGCCAAAAGGGCUUUGAAGGCACUGGAGAAACAAUCAUCCGAUAACGCGGAACUUCGGAAACCACCAGGAGAUGUCGAUCAGUCUCGAUCAAUACAACAUGAGAGAACCGUAGAUCCUUCUCCUGAGGUUGACGCUGGGGACGACAUAGAUCUACAGAAGUCGAAGAAGAGGAAAAAGAGGAAAAAGAAGGAUUCAUAAUUCUCCAUCUCGUCUUGUCACCAAAUAUUAUCGCAUAUCUAUACCAUUACAUUGACAUUCGAGUAAUUCUCGAGUACAUUUAUCAAACGCACCCCGGUAAUGAUGGAUGAUACAAACCAAACUGCUACAUAGUGAUUGCGAUUUAUGUGCAACUAUUCUACAUGAUCCAUCAUCGUGAUAUAUUGACAAAACGGAAGCUAAUCACAAUCGUGCUGCAGAACAACAAAAAUCAAGAUGAAAUGAAUGUACGAGGGCAUCAACCUCGCGCGCUCCGCCAUGCGCUUUGCAUAGCAAUGCGCCGGGCCUGUGUUGCACAGUGAUCAACAUAAGAUCGGAGGGCAGUAAGCG
Molecule: messenger RNA, 1360 nt
Organism: Suillus paluster
Lineage: Eukaryota; Fungi; Basidiomycota; Agaricomycetes; Boletales; Suillaceae
Exons: 3
Coding region: 86-1012 (308 amino acids)
Source: RefSeq, a predicted model, not a curated record